This is a messenger RNA of Amblyraja radiata (thorny skate), 5132 nucleotides long. RefSeq names its product neuronal cell adhesion molecule-like. The coding region runs from base 187 to 4158 and encodes 1323 amino acids. Lineage: Eukaryota; Metazoa; Chordata; Chondrichthyes; Rajiformes; Rajidae. Gene Ontology annotation, cellular component: plasma membrane; axon. Gene Ontology annotation, biological process: homophilic cell-cell adhesion; axon guidance; brain development. The transcript is spliced from 33 exons. The record is from RefSeq and is a predicted model, not a curated record. Gene Ontology annotation, molecular function: cell-cell adhesion mediator activity.
CUCUGUGCUGCAGCCUCCGUGUUGCUGCCAUUUCACCAUGGAUUAUGCCCGGUGUCACUUCAUUGCAAACUGAGCUGGCAAUCUGCGCGUAAGCUGUGCACUGCUCAGCGGUUGCCGCAGUUUCUAGCAGAUUCCAGGAUCCAAAGGGACUUGUCUUCCAGCAGUCCUGCGCUUCGGGGCUGGAGAAUGGCAGGGAUGAAGUCGAGCCGAAGAUGCAGUUGCUCUGUACUCGUACUCCUCCUGAUCCAUCUGGGUGCUGCGUUGGAAGUGCCCCUUGAUCCGAAAAUUCUGGAUGAACUGCCCCAGCCUCCAACCAUCACCAACCAGUCUCCCAAGGAUUACAUCAUCGACCCCAGGGAUAACAUCCUGAUCCAGUGUGAUGCCAAAGGGAACCCAGCUCCCAGAUUUUCAUGGACACGCAAUGGGACCCAUUUUAACAUUGACAAGGACCCUCGGGUGAUUAUGAAGCCCGACUCCGGUACUCUGCUGAUCGAUAUCGUCGGCGGGGGGAAGGCAGAGACCUACGAAGGAGAGUACCAGUGCACGGCACGAAAUGAUCGCGGAACAGCCGUCUCCAACCAGAUUGUCAUCCGCCAGUCCAGGUCUCCCAUGUGGGCCAAAGAGAAGAUCGAGCCUAAAAUGGUCCAAGAAGGAACUUCGUUGGUUCUCCACUGCGAUCCGCCGUCGGGCCUGCCCCCACCUAUUAUCUUCUGGAUGGAUAAUUCAAUGCAGAGGUUUACCCAGGACGCCCGGGUUUCACAGGGUCUCAAUGGAGACCUCUAUUUCUCCAACGUUCAACCAGAGGACACCCGGGCAGAUUAUAUCUGCUAUGCCAGGUUCAAUCACACUCAAACCAUACAACAGAAGCAGCCAAUCUCUGUCAAGGUCAUGACUCUGAAUGCGGUCAAUGAGACUUACGGAGUUUACUCCAAUGGCACUGAGCUGUUUGGUGACAGCCUUGUGGGUGAACGAAGGCCCAACAUCCUCACCCCCAAGGGUUCAAGCAGCAGGAAGACGGUGCUGAGAGGACAAAUCCUGUACUUGGAGUGCAUUGCUGAAGGCCUGCCAACUCCAGUGAUCUCUUGGACCAAAGAAGGGGGAGAGCUGCCUGCUCACAGAGUCUCUGAGAUCAAUUUUAAGAAGACCCUGAAAAUCAUUCGCGUAUCGGAGGCAGACGCAGGGAAAUACCGAUGCACUGCAAAGAAUUACUUGGGAACCAGUUCACAUGUCAUCACAGUACACGUCAAAGCCGCGCCAUACUGGAUCAAUGAGCCAAAGAACCUGGUCCUGUCUCCUGGGGAAGAUGGGAGUCUAAUCUGCAGAGCCCACGGCAACCCAAAGCCCACCAUCACUUGGAUGGUCAACAGUUUCCCCAUUGAUAAUGCCCCGAGUGAUAUCAGCAGGAAAAUAAUGGACGACACCAUCAGCUUCGCCAAGGUCCAGGUCUCAUCCAGUGCCGUCUACCAGUGCAACGCUUCGAAUGUGCACGGAUACUUGUUGGCAAAUGCGUUUGUUAAUGUCCUUGCUGAGACACCCAGAAUGCUUUCUGAACCUGACCAAGUUUAUCAGGUAAUUGCCAACAAGCCUGCAUUGCUGGACUGCGCAUUCUUUGGAUCACCAAUUCCUCAGAUUCAAUGGUUCAAGGAUAACCAAGGCAGCGUACUCCACGGUGAAUCUUAUAUGCUGCAUGAAAAUGGCACUCUUGAAAUCGCCUUUGCCCAGAAGAAUGAUAGCGGCAUUUACACCUGCGUAGCAACCAAUACUCAUGGAGUGGUCCAAAACCGCGCCGUUCUGCAGAUCAAAGAUCCGACGACCAUUAUUAAACAGCCAAGAUAUCAGUCUGUGCAGACAAUGGGCACGGCUACCUUUGAGUGCAAGGUGAAGCAUGAUUCAACGCUCUCCCCGACAAUUAUAUGGCUGAAAAAUAACGAGGAGCUGCCUGAUGACAGCAGGCACCGGCCGUCAGGAGAUGUCUUGACCAUUUUAGAUGUAUCUGAAGAAGACCAAGGUUCCUACACGUGCGUGGUGAACACCACACUUGACACCAACUCUGCUACAGCUGUCCUCACCGUCCUAGCACGCCCCUCAACUCCAGCUAGCACACACGAUCGUCCCGAUCCACCAGCAGACCUGGAAUUAACCAAUCCACGAGACAGGAGUGUUCAGUUGUCAUGGAUACCUGGAGAGGAACAUAACAGCCCCACUGGAAAGUUUGUCAUUGAAUACGAGGAGGAUCAGUUUGAACCCGGAGUGUGGCGCCAUCUGGCUGACGUUGAGGGGAUUGAGACCACGGCGGAGCUGCAACUCUCGCCCUUUGUCAACUACAUCUUCCGGGUUGUAGCCGUCAAUGAGAUCGGCCGAAGUGAGCCGAGCCUCCCGUCCGAGCACUAUUACACACAGCCAGCAGCUCCUGAUGAAAAUCCCUCAGGGGUUGAGGGGCUGGGAACUGACCCCAAUAAUCUUGUGAUAACAUGGGAGCCGUUGAAAGGUGUCCAGCACAAUGGGCCCGGCCUGACCUAUAAAGUCAGCUGGAGACAGAAGGUCGGUGACGACGAGUGGACCUCUGUGUUGGUCGCCAACGUUUCGAAAUACAUCGUCUCGGGCACACCGGAGUUUUCUCCCUAUGAGCUGAAAGUGCAGGCGUUCAACAGCUUCGGAGCUGCUCCCAAGCCGGAGGUUGUGACCGGAUACUCUGGGGAAGACCUGCCGAUGGUGGCUCCCAGCAAUGUGCGGGUCCAUGUGGUCAACAGUACACUGGCAAAGGUGCACUGGGAUCCAGUCCCACCAAAAACUGUCCGCGGAUUCCUCAAGGGAUAUAAAAUCUAUUACCGGAAGCAAGGGAGCCUCAUCAAAAGGAACAAACGACACACAGAGAUGAAGAUUCUGACCUUCAGCGGAGACAAGAGCCACGGCAUGUUGCCAGGGCUGGAACCAUUCAGUCUUUAUAAGCUUAAUGUCCGUGUCUUCAAUGGGAAAGGAGAAGGUCCCGCCAGUGCGGAUGUGACACUAAGGACCCCCGAGGGAGUGCCCAGUUCACCAGAAUACUUGAAGAUUACAAGCCCGAUGCUCGACUCUCUGACUCUCCAGUGGGCCCCACCGCUUCAUCCAAAUGGCAUUCUCAAAGGAUACACACUCAAGUACCAGCCUAUUAACAGCACGCACGAGCUGGGCCCUCUAGUGGAGAUCACCAUCCCUGCAGAAAAUGAAACCACCUGGACUCUGAGGAACCUCAACUACAGCACCCGCUACAAGUUCUAUCUCAACGCCUUUACCAGUGUGGGAGCUGGCAGCAAGCUCACCGAGGAGGCCAUUACAGUGAUGGACGAAGUGACUCACCAAAGCGCACCUGUGGAGGGCAAAGGAAUAUCUUCAACAUCUCCAUUACUGAAAACAGAUAUAUUAAUACCAGAUAAAAACAUGAAGGUCAUGAUCCUUCGCCCAGUAAUUACGAACAUUACAUCAUCUUCAAACCAUGCAAAUAUCAGUUGGGAGUUUGAUCGAACGGAUAUGCUCUUUUAUGUUGAAUAUACGAUAGCUGACAGUAACGGGCCUCUGGACAAACUGCAGAUGAAUGCCUCGCAGGCCUUCAUUGUACUGAGGGACUUGUUGCCGGAGACAGUUUACAAUGUGCGUAUUGUUGCCGAGAGCCAGGCUGGCCAGUUGCGGAGUAAGGACGAGCGGUUUGAGACCCGCCCACCAGCCAUGGCAAGCCGUCAGGUGGAUAUUGCCACCCAGGGUUGGUUCAUUGGCUUGAUGUGUGCCAUCGCCCUUCUGAUCCUCAUCCUCCUGAUUGUCUGCUUCAUCAAAAGGAACAAAGGAGGCAAAUACCCAGUGAAGGAGAAAGAGGAUGCUCACGCCGAUCCCGAGAUUCAGCCGAUGAAAGAGGAUGACGGUGCCUUUGGUGAAUACAGGUCUCUGGAAAGUGACACGGAGGACCACAAACCGCUCAAAGGAAGCCGGACACCUUCUGACGGGACGGUUAAGAAGGGCGUGAGCGAUGACAGCUUGGUUGACUACGGUGAAGGCGGGGAAGGGCAGUUCAAUGAAGAUGGCUCUUUUAUUGGACAGUACAGCGGAAAGAAGGAGAAGGAAACGGUGGAGGGAAACGAGAGCUCCGAAGCCCCGUCCCCAGUCAAUGCCAUGAACUCCUUUGUCUAACACACGGGGGAGGCCGUGGAAUCAUCCAACAUCCAUGCACCAAUAAAUCGUAGAGUUUAUCCAUUUUACACUUACCUCCUGAGUUGUCAUUACAUGCACGUUCAGAAAUAAACGAAUGAUGGGAAGUUGGUGCCUAAAAUGUUCAGAGUGUACAGAUGAACAAACAAAAAAGGAGGGAAAGCCCAACAUGGGUUUUCAGGAACGAAGCUGAAGAGAGAAAGGAUUGGAAAUUAUUGAAAACACUAAUCUGGACCAGAAGUUCAUCUACUGUGUGUAUUAGCAUUUCGACUUGGCGCAUCAUUUGUUGGAUUCCACUUCUUUGUGUCCUCUUGGUUUGCGCUAACAUAGUGCAUGAGAACAAGGUGUAUCUCACUGCCGUCUAAGAUAGAUGAGUGUAUGCUGUGAUGACAAUGGUCUGUACAAUAUUUGUUUAUAAAGUGCACAGUGCAGUGACUGAAAAUGAACCUCGUUAUGUCGUCAGUGUUCGAUUGGUGAGACAAUGUUGUGAAGGUGGUAAUGACUUUUCUUUGAAUGUAUAACAACUGUUUGUAUCUUUUUUGCAAGGCACCGAAAAAAAUGGGAAGGGGGGGGGGGUGGUGGGUUGAUGGUAUUUGGAUCCCAGUUGAUGAUUUAAAAUGGAAUGUUUUGGAAUGGUAACCAGGCCUCUUGUCUGUAUCAUAAUGUUGUAGUUCCUGUUCUCUCAAGGGAGAAAACAAGAGGGAAUACUUUAUCCAAUGAUGAGAGCAUUCUUAUGACACCACACUGAUGGGCACAAUUCACACACUAUUGAUAUGAGCACAUUAAACCUCUCAAAGCCUUACACGCCUUUCUUUGUAAAUUAAACUUGGCCACUUGUUACACAAAUAGUUCAAUGUUUGGGUGCCAGACACCACAAUUCAAUAUGGCGUUUGCCUGCCAUUUCUACUUGUUAUUAUUGUUAGUUAUACUGCCUUCUUAGAUCCAAAUUGAAAUAA